UUAAAAACAAUUUUAGUGAACCAAUUCCAAAUUUAACUAAUAAUAACAGUAGUUUUUCUCGUAACAACCAUAACAGUACCAAUAGCAUUAACAAUAAUUGUAAUAAUAAUUAUUCCAGUAGCGAAAAUUUAAAUAAUGAGGACAAUACUUCAUCAUAUUUUUGUUACAAUAAUAUUGAUAAAAAGAAUGAUAGUACAAACAAUUCAAUUGUGGCUUACAAAGGUCAAAAUAGGUUCUUUAGUGCAAUGAAUUUAAAUAAAUUAAAUAAAAAAGGUAUACCUAUAGCGUCUACAAAAAUUAAAGUUGAUACGGAUUCAAAUUUAACUAAGAAAAUUGAUAAUGUAAAUAAGAUUAUUCAAAAGUCUAAUAGAAAACGAACUAACCACGAAAAUCAACAAAGAUCUGGCAGUCUAACCGAUAGUGAAGAAAGUGAAUCCAGUCUGAGUUCAGAUUCUUUAAAUAUCACAGCAAAUUCACGAGUAUCGUCAUGGACAAGUAAUCCAAAUUUAUUAUCGUCAUCAUCAAAAACAUUAUUUCUUCCUCAUUCUCUAUUAAAAGAUAUAAGAGAGAGGAAAAAUAAUUUUCAAGAUGCAAAAAAUUUCAAGGAUAACGUCGAUAAUAAUAGCAUAGUACUUAAUGUGGAAAAACCAACGGGAAAAUUCACAACAAAAACAAAUUUAAAUUAUGUUAAUAAAAAUUCAGUGGAAAAUUUAGAAAACAAAAAUCAAGAAUAUGUAACUGUUAAAGAUAUUCAAAAUGAAACACAAGAAACAUCUUCUGUGAUGCCAUCUUCUUUAUCAAUGGAGCUAAAGAAAUUUUUAUCUGAAAAAAUUUCACCGUUUUCGUAUGAAUGUGAUCAAUUUUACAAUUUUCAUUUAAAUGAAAAUACAUUGAUUAAUGCUGCUACAACACCACUUUUAUCAUCGAAUUCAGAUGCGGAUCAUUUAAAAUGCUUAAGAGACGAGAGUUUUGCUGGGUAUACGGAUAUUAAUUGUACAGCGUCUACCAUACGCAGCACAAAAGGAACGGUUAGAGGAGUAAAAAAUCGAGUUAGAAAUGGAAUAGCAACAUUUUUACAAAUGCAACAACCUUCCCUUAAAAAUUUAAAAAAAAAAGACAUAGGGAAAGUAAUUGUAUAUACCACAAGUAUGGGUAUCAUUCGCGAAACAUAUACUAGAUGUGCAAACGUAAAACAAAUUUUGAGAACCCUUCUGGUAAAAUUUGAAGAACGAGAUGUUUUUAUGAGCUUGGAAUAUCAACAAGAAAUUAAAGAGAGAAUGCAAAUGGAUGUUAUCGAAGUACCUCAAUUGUUUGUAGAAGGGCAGUACGUUGGGGAUGCUGAUGUAGUAGAAAAAUUGAAUGAAACCGGGGAAUUAAGGAAAUUGUUAAAACCUUAUAAGUCAUUUGACGUGACAGUCACCUGCAAAGUAUGUGGAGGAUACAGAUUAUUACCAUGCCCAUACUGCAAUGGUUCAAAGAAAUCACUUCAUCGAAAUCAUUUUACAGCAGAAUUUAUAGCACUGAAGUGCAUGAAUUGUGACGAAGUUGGUUUAGUAAAGUGCCACAACUGUUGACUUGUUAAAGUUAAAUUUAAAAUUAAGUUUUCAUUUAGUUAAUGAAACAAAAUAAACUUGUCCUUUUGUUAAAUAAUUAGUUUUUAAACUUGAAAAGAAAUCUAAUUAUCUAAGAUUUGUAUUUUAUUACAUACAUUACAUACAAAUAUUUAAAAAUUUACGGUUUAUCAUACAACCUUACAUUAUGUAAAUUUAUAUAUAAAUUUUUUAGUAGAAAAAAU
Messenger RNA from Condylostylus longicornis, 1795 nucleotides. RefSeq names its product glutaredoxin domain-containing cysteine-rich protein CG31559-like. NCBI's taxonomy places the organism in Eukaryota, Metazoa, Arthropoda, Insecta, Diptera, Dolichopodidae. The transcript has 4 exons. Gene Ontology annotation, biological process: sensory perception of sound. The coding region runs from base 246 to 1574 and encodes 442 amino acids. The record is from RefSeq and is a predicted model, not a curated record.